This is a messenger RNA of Xenia sp. Carnegie-2017, 926 nucleotides long. RefSeq names its product ER membrane protein complex subunit 5-like. Lineage: Eukaryota; Metazoa; Cnidaria; Anthozoa; Malacalcyonacea; Xeniidae. The transcript has 4 exons. Gene Ontology annotation, cellular component: EMC complex; plasma membrane; early endosome. The coding region runs from base 151 to 471 and encodes 106 amino acids. The record is from RefSeq and is a predicted model, not a curated record.
GAUCUCUAUACAUAAAUUAAUAAACAAUUGGCGAUGAGAUAGAGGAGUAGAAGAUUUCGUUGAAAAGAUGUUCCUGAUAUAACUUACUAACCUGGGUUAAUAUUUGUAAUUUGGAAAAUCGAAGAAAUUUGCUAUUGUUUGUGGUUACUAAUGGGUGUUUUAGGCAAGUUACUAGUAUUUGUCGGACUAAUCACUAUCAUCCAUGCUGGAUAUUCGUCGGAGCAAUAUAGAACUUAUUUGAAGCUUAUUGAAGAAGAAUUCACAUCUCUGCCAAAAGAUAUUGUGUUACAAUGUGUUUUUGGUCUCAUACUCGGAUCAAUUGGUGCAGUCAAUAUGGCUGGAGCGUUCAAGGAAAUUAAAGCAUCUGCUGAUUUAGUUAAUAAAAGUUGGGAAACAGUGGGAAAUAGACAGUCUUUCUACUCAUUUCACCAUCGAGGAAAAGUUAUGAUGAAAAAUGUGAUGACCGAGUAAAAGACCUUUUUAUUGACUUUAAAUAAUAUAUUGAAAUUGAUAAUCCACCAUCCUAGGAUACCUUACUGGUUCAUAUUUUUGCCUUUCAUAAUGUUUUUGUCCGAUUACCAUAUUGCAUACAUAAUUUUGCAACAAUUUUGCAGUUAAUUGCAUACUGUAGUUAUAUUUAAAACAUAUUUCAUACAUACCCAGAGUUCUAGAAAAAAUCAAUGCGCACCUGGCCAAAAUGAAAAAUGUUAAAAUUUAAAAUGUUAAGGCCCUUGUGAAUAAAGUAAGUUGAAUAUCCUGAUCAACAUCACUAUAGUUUAAGCAGGAUCAUAAAUGCUCAAGUGCUCUGUAUUAAUGUAAAUUUCAAAUGUUCAGUUAUUGUCUCUGAAAGGAAGGAUGAAACAAACAUUAACAAUAAAAGUUCUUAUUUCGUAAACUUAACACAAUUAUAAUUGAACAAAAAAGAA